This is a messenger RNA of Ectocarpus siliculosus, 1072 nucleotides long. NCBI's taxonomy places the organism in Eukaryota, Phaeophyceae, Ectocarpales, Ectocarpaceae. The record is from the annotation of a GenBank genome assembly.
AUGUCGGAGCUCUGCCGCAUGACGAUCGGAGGCCAAAACGUCCCGGCCGUAGAACUGAAGGACCGCGUCGACCAAGCGGUUGCCGCCCUGGAGCAACUGUCCCUAGGGGGGGAUGGGCCCCGCCAGGCAGCACCCGCACAAGACCUCAGGGUGUUGACCCUGCUGGAGAAGGUAACCCUCUCCGGCCCCGGAGAGAGUGGGAACCUCGAAGAGGUAGCGACUGUCCUGUCGGCUGCCUUGUUCAAGUUGUCGCUUGGCGCCGACCCAGGCUGCAAGAGAGACGACGAGAAAGAAGAGAUGGAGGACAAGACACAGCACCGCACCCAGAUUUCUGGGCAAAUGUAUGGGUGGGACUCUGCGAAGCAUCUGCCCAGCAGGAGGCCGACUCUCGGGGGGCUCUGCCUCCCGUAAACGACGGCGGCAGUGACGGUGGUGGCAGUGACGGCCGUGACAGCGACUGCAAGUAGAGGGUUAUACAUUUCCCUGUUGCCGUCCCGUGCCUCUUGUUUCAGUCUGGAUUGCGUGCGUUUGCUCGGGCGGGUACAGGAGUGUGCUGCUUGCGUCCUGCUCUGUUUCAUUGGGCCCUAUGUUCCCGUGUUCUUGGGGGAGCUACUGCAGCAGUACAGCACAGUGCAUGCGUAAAGUACAAAGCAUGUCGGUAUAAGCGCCUCGGUUGUUUCAACAGCUCCACCGUCAAACAAAUGGGGAAGCAUUGUAAUAUAUGUCCGUUGCCAACUGUUGUCCAGGCGUUGCGACCGUGGCAAGCCCAGGUCUACAUGUGCAACAGAUCAACAACAGCGCUACAAUUUUGUUUUAGAUGCGAUUCUUACAAGUCGUGGUGUACCGAGCGAAGUAAUGUUUUUUAAGUGUAAAUUACAGAGUACUCAGGGUAGCAUCUAGACAACAAGUUCACACAAAGCGAGUGGGGGCCAUACAGAAACUCCAAAGUUGCUGUACGGUACGCAAAGCUUUUGGUGCGUAGCAUGUGGUCCUGUGUGCGUUCUGUCGUGGCGUGACUCCAAGUUUUAGUUGUGACGUAUUGGCUAUUCGUUGAAGGGUCCUCCCUUUUUGU